This is a messenger RNA of Paramecium octaurelia, 2004 nucleotides long. The record is from the annotation of a GenBank genome assembly. NCBI's taxonomy places the organism in Eukaryota, Ciliophora, Oligohymenophorea, Peniculida, Parameciidae.
AUAUUAUAUUAAGUGAAUUAUGUAGGAAAAUGUUGAGAUGCUCAAGUAGGAAGUAAGAAUUCUAAAACAAUACGUAAUAAUGAAAUUAAGAAUAGGUGAUUGAAUUGAAUGAAGAGUUAGCAGAAUAUAAGAAGACGAAUAAUAGUUUAUAGAUGUAAUUGUAAGAAAUUCAAGAUUCAAAGAAUAUGUAUUAAGACAUUAAUUAAUAAUAACAAAAAAAGAUUGAAUAAUACAAGUAGCUCUUACUAAGAUGUUCUUCUUAAGUGGCAUCUCAGAGUGUGUUAGAGCUUACACAAUCUUUUAUUCAAAAAACAUUUGGUUAGUCAAAAUGUUAAUUAGGACCAAUAAAUUAUUCUUAAGUCUAUAAUGAUCAGCCUUAAAGUUAAAAUGCGGUCAAUUAAGAGAUAUUUGAAGCAUUCUAUAUAUUUGGAAUAGACAAAAUUGAUUCCACUAAUUAAUCCCAAUAUGUAGUCCCCUCCAAUUAUAAGAUAUUAUAUUAACAAUAUAAAGAGAGAUUCUUUGAUUAACCAAACAAUGAAGAGUUUUAGAAAUUUAAGGAAAUUGAAAAGAAUAUUGAAUAAUUCAUACACCCCUCUGGAGUUGAAGUACAAAGGAUGUGCGAUGAAAAUAUUAACUUUGAAAUAUCCAAGUAAUAUUGAAUUUAAUGUAAGGAUACUCGUAUAAAGAAUUAAAUUUGAAAAUUUUUAUAUGAUAAAUCUUAAAGGAGAUGAUCUAAUGAAAAAUCCUUUGAAUAUUAAAAUACUUCAAUCAUUCAAUCACGAAAGAUAAUUAUAUGGUUAUUGUGCUGCUAUUGAUGAUUUUUUGAGCUAACCUGAUAAAAAUGGUUAAGUUAUUUAUUGGUAAGUUAAGAAGGUUCUAUGUUUUAUAACAUUCUUUCCAAUUUAAAGUGUAUUUUAUAAUAUUUUUGAAUAAAUUCUAUGUAAUUAUAAUUAUAUUGUUAGUUAUAAUGAAAUAAUGGCGAUAUUAUGUUAUGAAAAAGGAUGAAAAUCUGAUAAAGCAAAUUGAUGGAGUAAAAAUAAUAAAUGUAAUAAUAAUAUUUUAUCAAAGGACACAGCUCAGUUGUUAAAUAGGAUAAUCUAAAAACUAUCAAAGUAGUCGUUUAAAUCAUAUGGAGAUACUAUAGAUGUCAAUUUUUCAAGUAUUGUGGAAGGUUUGUUGCCAACAGAUUUUAUUGAUGAAUUGUAGGCAACAUUAAAAAUUUCUAAAUUCUAAUACAAAGUGCCUGAAGAAAAAAGUUUAUAUUUUGAAACUAAAAAGUUGGAAACCCAUAUUGUUCUUAAAUUAUUUACAAUAGAAUAAUUUUUCAUUAUUUUUGAAGAAAUCCUUAAAGAAGGAAAGAUAAUAUUUUGUUGCUAAAAUUAACACUUAUUGACUGCUGUUGUAUCAUUUUUCUAUACUAUUUUGAGACCGUUUAAAUGGCUUCAUCCAGCAAUAUACAAUUUGAAAAUUGAUUCAGUAUUUGUUGAAUAAUUUGAAAUGCCCAUUCUUAUUGGUAUUAAUAUGCCCUACCCAAACUUAAGGUUCAACUAAAAGAUUAUUUUAUUAAAUAGAAUGGAAUCCGUGUUGUAUGUGGAUAUUAACGACAAUCUAUAAUUAGUUAAAAUAAUUGAGUAUAAGGGUAAAGAAAAACAAUAAUGUUGGAAUUCUUAGAAAAAGUAGCUGGCACAAUAUUUUCCAGAAAAUUAAAAAACUAUUGGAGGAUAUCUUGCCUUUACGCCAAAUUAAAAGGAUGAGGAAAGAAUUAAAGGAUUUUUGGAAGAAUUCGAAACAUUUAUCAAAGUUUAUCUAAUAAAGAAAAUCAUUCCUAAUAAAGAAAACUGCUUUUUAAAGGGAAAUGAUUUAAAUAAAGCAAUGAUCAAAACUGCCAUCAAAAAUCAAAUUGAAAAAGAAUUUACUGAUAAAAAUGAUAUUUAGUUUAUUCUUAGCCACAUACUAGAGGCAGAGUAUUUUUUAGAGUAUUUAAAGCACAUUUAUAUAAAAUGA